UAAAAUAAAUUCAUGGUGUGUGACUGACCUGACCCAAAAUAUAAUAAAAAAUAAAAAUACCUAUUUGAUUAGAAAAUCAAUCAAAAAUUAAUGGUGUACCUACCUAAAAACGUGAAUUGAAACUGAAAUAUGGUCAUUGGAAAUAAAACCAUGCCAAAGGGGCGCAGAGUCGACAGAGCCGGCAAGUCAUCCCGGAAGAAUUUGAUUGAGAUCGACGCGCCAUUUGAUACCUCUGGCAAUAUCUAUAGGUCGUGUUCGUCGUCGCUAGCGCCGGAGGACGUGAUAGACCUCGGCGCACCGCGCGGCUGUCGCCGCAGGGUCAACGGACGCGCCGCGGACAGCCGCACCUCGCCGCCGUCUCGCGCGCCUGCACUCUACACGCCUAACCCACGACUAUACCCAGGACCGUCAGGCGGCAACAAAAAACGUCGAAAGACACGUUCACCAGAAGGCCGUCGAAAACGAUGCGGGCGCGAUAAGAAAUUCACCAAGCCCGUACCGAAUUCUCGGUUGUACCGUCCGGCGCCCGCGCGACCGCCGCCACCGUCGCCGCAACCGCGUGAGAGCUGGCCCACUCCUGCACCACCUGCUAAGAGUUUGGACACAGCGUCAAGAGCUGCGUUGCGUUUGUUGCAAGAGAGACAUCUGCGCCGGCCAUCUUUGUCACCUCUGCGCGACGUGCCCGCCCCGCCAUCGGCAAGCUCCACGCUCGCCAAUGCAGUAAAAGCGCGGCGUCUAGUAGUGACACUACCGGCGGCGGAGUCGGGCGACGCGCCGCGGUACGAGCCGGCCAGUGAGCACUUCCGGCUUCGCGCCAGGCCUUCGCUGGGCUCGGGCGCGUCCACGCCGCCGGCCGCCAUGGCCACUACCAACAAGCACUCCACCAGCCCCGACUGUUCCGACGGAAACGAUGCCUCCUCGGCUCCCAGCGAGUUUUUAGCAGAGUUCUUGUCAGCGAUAAUGCGUCGACAAUAUGCAGAGGCGCUGAAGUACUGCCAGCUCAUCCUGCAGUACGAGCCGCACAACUCCACGGCGCGCGGCUUCUACCCGCUGCUGCAGCACAAGGUGACCGUGCACGCCAACACGCACCGCAAGCCACAGAAGAAAGAGGAGACGAGUUCCGAAAGCGAAGAUACCAGUCCCAGGAAAGGUGGUCUGUCCAGCGCACACAUGCAAAAGAAAAUAGCAGACCUAGACGCUGAAACAGAAGGCUCAGCGGAGGCGUCAGGGUCUGGUGACGAGGAAAUGGAGCAAGGCGCGGACGGCUCAGGUUCAGCUUGCUCCUCGCUGGAGCUGGACUCCGAGCCCUCGCCCGCCUCGCCCUCGCCCCGCACGCCGCACACCCCGCACACGCCGCGCCGCUCGCCCCGCGAUACCGACCCUGCAGACACCUCCGACCCCACCGACCCCUCCGACAGCGCGUCGUGGCGCUGGGAGAGCGGCGGCUCGCGAUCGGAGCGCGACGACAACGGCAACCCCGCGCCGGUGCAUACGCACUACCAAGGUGUAGACGAGACGGACGUGGAAAAUGACAACGCACUGCUACCCUCACACUCACAUCUCAAGAGCGAAUCGGUGUCGUCGCUGCAACGGUUACGCGCGCAAUUCACGUGCUCCAUCAAGUGAGCACAACCACCGCCUCACCCUGUAGCCUGUAACCUGUAACCCACCCCCACCCGCUCUAAGUACUACUAGUACUAACUACGUCCACUAACCACUUGUCCGUCUAGUUAUGUUCAUUUUGUUCAUGUUCUUGUUAUUUGUCAAUACAAAUUGUAAAUUGUAAGGCUCAGCGCGCAUGACCGUUUUUACAGAUAGCUGAUUUACGCCCAAAAUUAAUUAGUAAUAGAAAUUAAAGAUUGAUUUCAAACGUUACAAAUCGGUCGGUAAAAUGUACAAAAAUUACGUGGCCUACAUAGAAUUUAUAGACUGUGUUUUAAUUUGGCCGAUUUUUCAUUUUGCGAGUUUCGAAAUCGGUCAGUGAUUUAAGUAUGGUUCAGUAAAUCGCCUUAAAAAUCGGUCUUGCUCGCCUAUCCUAAAUCGUCAUUUUCACACCUUGUGAUACUUUUGUAAAACUGUAGAUAAUUUCAUUUCUUCUUUUGUAUUGAUACAGCAAUGAAACAAAGAUUUUGUAUUUUAAAUAAAAAGGCCUAUUCGGGCACCUUGCAUUUUUAAAUUAAAGUAGGAAUUGUAAUAAAUUGCAUAAAUACUUAA
Maniola jurtina (meadow brown) is the source of this 2214-nucleotide messenger RNA. RefSeq names its product serine/arginine repetitive matrix protein 1. NCBI's taxonomy places the organism in Eukaryota, Metazoa, Arthropoda, Insecta, Lepidoptera, Nymphalidae. The transcript has 10 exons. The coding region runs from base 130 to 1626 and encodes 498 amino acids. Gene Ontology annotation, molecular function: protein binding. The record is from RefSeq and is a predicted model, not a curated record.